AGACCACCAGCAGGGACACACAAGACUUGGUCAACAUGUCUUCCGCGCAGGUCCCAAUGCCCGGCUUUAACGCCCCUGAUGCGUUUCGGCUAAUUCGGUUCAUGAAGUCGAACGCUUUAUCAAGCGGUGACAAGAUCAGAUGCUGGACAGAAAUCGAUCGUAUAUACGACAACCUGACCGAUAGUAACGGCACAACGAGAUCCCUCCCGGCCAUCGAACAGGUGGUCGGUCACCCCCUUCGAAAUCCGGUCCUCAGAGACAAUUCCCUCCUCGCGGGGGUUAACUUCCCAUUGGAAGUCCGACCGGUACAGGCAAACCCAAGCGAUGUCCCGACGGACUUUGACCGACGAGCUGAAAUUGCCCAGCUCUUUUAUGACGCCAUCAUUGACGAGCCGGAAAACAUGGUCGAGAAGAUUGUCCCUGACGACAAGGACGACGACAAGAAGGGGGAGAGCAAGAACGCCGACAAGAAGGGGGAGAGCAACAACGCCGAGAAUAAGGAGAAGAAGGUUCAUCCUCAAGUCGAGAAAGUCAGGCGCAUAUCUCCAUUGAGCAAGUUCGCUUUGAGUUGGGAUUUGGUGCACCAUGUCGAGAACGAACACUUGGGUAACCCAAUCACGGCCCCAUAUUCCCACGAGACCUACCCGAAGGGAGGUAGAGGUUAUAGGAGAUAUCGUGAUAGAGUCCAGGCCGUCCGCGAGCUCAUGUCUCGGUCAAAGGCAGCUGUCAUGAACUCGACAGAGGUUGGCUACCUCGCCCGCGCUAGCGCGCACCCUAAGCAAGAGAUCGCGACCAAGGUGACCAACAAGGGCACCAACGCAAGACGAAACCGACAAGUCAAAGCCGGUCAAAAGGUCCUUACCGAGAAGGAACAGAAGACCAAGACAUCCAAGCCAAAAGGCAAGGCCAAGGAGGCGGGCAAAGACCAAGCGAACCAAUCAACGCAGAUGACGAGCCCACCCGCCAGCAAUGCUUCGGUGGAUAACCAAUCCUCAGAGAGGCCUACAAAACGGCGGAGAAAGGAGAAAGGCCCCCUGGAGAGGGUGGCCGAGGAACACGAACGCCAGGCGGCUGAAUAUGAACGCCAGGCGGCUGCGGCUGGCAGAGCGCCUGCAGUGUCCGAGCCUGAGCUCGCCGGACAAGUCAAUGCCUCUGAGAGCGACAAUGGCAACGUUGUCUCGCCCAACACCAGUAUUGGUUCGUCCAAUACUCCAGUGAACGUCGACAGAAGCUCUUCCGGACCGAACCACCAGGGCACCGGAGUGGCCACUUGGCAAAUGUCUGCCGCCGACACCUAUCCUCUCUCGAAUCCCGAGCGCGCCAAUCUCCCGGUUGGUUCAACUCCGUCUACGUCCUUAGCUACUCUAGACAACGGGGCUUGGACACCUACGCCCCAUCACCAGCCGUUUGCGGCAUAUGCAUCGACACCAGCGGCUGCGCCUGUCGACAACACACUCAACAACGCCCUUACAUUGACUUCAGCUGCUCCUCCUAUUAACAAUGCCUUCAACACCGCCCACGCUCUCAUUGGAGAUUGGGGAUUUGGAAUUGAUAGUCCGGAGCAAAGUCAUCUUGAUCCACAUGCCUUGUCCGCAGCUACUGCCAUCUACUCCGGUCUGCAGACUGAAUUUCCCUUCGAUGAUUAUGAGCCUCAGACCCAGACCGCACCAGCUACUCAACCUAGGGCAACAUGGGCUCACGAUGGCGGUACCCAGACUUUCGGCGCACCAUACUCCAGCUCUAGUUCUCCAACCGCCCUUCCGCAGAACUCCGAGACGGCCGGUACUCCUACCGCGCCCGCCGGCCAGGCCACUAACUCCCGGGAUGCCGGUCCGGGUAACAGGCAGGUUACCUGGGAGGGCUAUGAAUAUCAAUGGCUCAAUGACAUAGAAGACUAGAGGCAGCUAGUCACAACCACCUCGGCUGCGGGCGCGGAUCAAGACCACCCUCUCGGAAGAGGAGGCCCGAUGCAGCCGUCACCGGUUGGAUGAAGUGGUCAAGGUGGCCGCUUCAUCCGCCGCAGUGGGAAAACUUCCAAAG
This is a messenger RNA of Neurospora tetraspora, 2040 nucleotides long. RefSeq lists its product as uncharacterized. The transcript is spliced from 6 exons. The coding region runs from base 36 to 1898 and encodes 620 amino acids. The record is from RefSeq and is a predicted model, not a curated record. NCBI's taxonomy places the organism in Eukaryota, Fungi, Ascomycota, Sordariomycetes, Sordariales, Sordariaceae.